GCCCGGGGGGCCCCGCUGGCUGUGGCGGCGGGCUUUGGGGAGGCCGCCCCCGCCGUGUGCUCGCCCCAUAAAGCGGGAGUAGCCGUUUGGAGUCAGAGUGGCCUUAGGUCUUCUUAGCGUGGAGUUCUGUUUGUUUUGCACAGCGUCGGACGCUGUCUUUCCGUGUGCCUGAGUGUAGGUUCUGGCUGGUUAGGAUACCGAGAGAAGUCCCUCUGGCCAGGGUCUUGCGGCUCGUUCCGAGGACUCACGGUCUCCGUCGAUGCUGGAGCUCGCAUCCAGGUGUCCCGGCGCGGCUGCAGGCGUGAGCCUUGCUGUCCCUGCGCUGCUGGGCGGUUUUGAAGGGAGCGAGAAGGACAACAAGCCUUCAGAGCGAGCUGCAAUGGGUAGGCCGCGUUGUAAGAUCAGCGAUCAAGAAACUAAUGAGAAAAACUCAACUGCCAGUUUGAAUGACUUCAGUGAUCCAGUUUACAAAGAAAUUGCUAUGACCAAUGGUUAUAUCAACAGAAUGACCCGAGAAGAGCUCAGAUGUAAACUUGCAGAGUUCAAGCUUGAAACCAGAGGAGUGAAAGAUGUGCUGAAAAAGAGACUAAAAAACUACUAUAAGAAGCAGAAGUUGAUGCAGAAGGAGCCUGUCAAUGGAGACAGCUACUAUGACUACAUCUGUGUUGUUGACUUCGAAGCAACAUGUGAAGAAGGAAACCCACCUGAAUUCAUACAUGAAAUAAUUGAGUUUCCUAUUGUCUUACUAAACACGCAUACCCUGGAAAUAGAAGAUACCUUUCAGCAAUAUGUGAAGCCAGAGAUUAAUCCCAAGCUUUCAAACUUCUGCAUCAGUCUGACAGGAAUCACCCAGGACAUUGUUGAUAAAGCUGAUACAUUUAUUCAAGUUCUGCAGAAUGUCAUAGAGUGGAUGAGACAGCGAGAACUGGGAACAAAGUACAGCUAUUCCAUGUUGACAGAUGGAUCUUGGGAUAUGAGUAAAUUUUUGAACACCCAGUGCCGUAUUAGCCGUAUCAAAUACCCUUCUUUUGCCAAAAAGUGGAUCAAUAUUCGCAAAUCAUAUGGGAACUUCUAUAAGGUUCCUAGGAACCAGACCAAGCUGACAAUCAUGCUUGAAAAGCUGGGCAUGAAUUAUGAUGGGAGACCUCACAGUGGACUUGAUGACUCUAAAAACAUUGCAAGGAUAGCUAUAAGGAUGCUGCAGGAUGGCUGUGAACUGCGCGUGAAUGAGAGACUGCAUGCUGGACAGCUUAUGACAGUCUCCUCCUUAGCCCCCUUAGAGGGAGCCCCUGCUCCACAAAUGCCCCGCUACAGAAACUAGCAGCUCACGGGUUCUGCCUUAGGAACUGCUCUUAAUAUACCUGCUAAAGACUCUUAGCCUAUUCAACGGCCACCUCUGCCAGCCUGUCUGCAAUGCAGAAUCUGAAAGCACCUUAACUAAUCAUCUCAGUUGAAAUAAAGACGUGUGGAAGCUCUUUUUCUCUUUGAA
Messenger RNA from Apus apus (common swift), 1489 nucleotides. It is a transcript of the gene ERI1, whose product is annotated as exoribonuclease 1. Gene Ontology annotation, cellular component: nucleolus; cytoplasm. Gene Ontology annotation, biological process: exonucleolytic trimming to generate mature 3'-end of 5.8S rRNA from tricistronic rRNA transcript (SSU-rRNA, 5.8S rRNA, LSU-rRNA). Bases 260 to 1321 code for a protein of 353 amino acids. The transcript has 7 exons. The record is from RefSeq and is a predicted model, not a curated record. Gene Ontology annotation, molecular function: 3'-5'-RNA exonuclease activity; nucleic acid binding. NCBI's taxonomy places the organism in Eukaryota, Metazoa, Chordata, Aves, Apodiformes, Apodidae.